Molecule: messenger RNA, 1109 nt
Organism: Candoia aspera
Lineage: Eukaryota; Metazoa; Chordata; Lepidosauria; Squamata; Candoiidae
Product: zinc finger protein 239-like
Exons: 1
Coding region: 64-1062 (332 amino acids)
Biological process (GO): embryo development; regulation of transcription by RNA polymerase II; urogenital system development
Cellular component (GO): nucleus
Molecular function (GO): RNA polymerase II transcription regulatory region sequence-specific DNA binding; DNA-binding transcription factor activity, RNA polymerase II-specific
Source: RefSeq, a predicted model, not a curated record
UCAUCUGAGGCAUAGUUUCUUCCACCAUUUUAAUCUCUUUCUCUUUUUAUUCCAGUGGGGGAAAUGUGGGAGAGUGAAGAUGAGGUGGGUCCAUGUGAGAUGCCCUCAGAAAUCAACCCUAUCAAAGUACUGAAAGAAAAUUUGUGGAAGCAAGGUGGAUCAAACAGAUCUGAGGGGAUCCCCCUAGAGAAGAGGAGUGAUGUCAUCAUUUCCUGCCAGGACGAAGAUUUCCAUGAAAUCCUCAUUCAGGGACAACUGAUGGAAGAGAGGAAGAACUGGUGCCAGGGUGCCCACUGGAGAAUCCACCGAGGGGAGAAACUCAACAAGAACAUAACAUUUGGGAAGAGUUUUCAUCAGAACCAAAACCUUGCUGAGUAUCAGCUGCUCCACUCUGGGGUGAAGCAGUACAAAUGCUUAGAAUGUGGGAAAGGUUUUAGUCAAAGCACCCACCUGACUUCGCAUCAGAGGAUCCACACAGGGGAGCGACCAUACAGUUGUUCAAGCUGUAGCAAGAGCUUCAAUCAGAGCACCAGCCUUAUUCAACAUCAGAGAAUCCACACCGGGGAGAAACCCUAUCAAUGCUCCGAGUGUGGGAAGAGCUUCCGCCACAGUACAAGCCUGACCUCUCACCAGAGAAUCCACACGGGGGAGAAGCCGUACAAAUGCUCCGAUUGCGGGAAAGGCUUUUGUAACCAGUCUGGCCUCAUCAACCAUAAGACCAUUCACACGGGGGAGAGGCCAUACAAAUGCCUCGAGUGCGGGAAAAGUUUCAGCCAGAGCACCCACCUUACCUCGCAUCAAAGAAUCCACACUGGCGAGAGACCGUAUAAAUGCUCAGACUGUAACAAAACCUUUUGUGAUCAGUCAGGACUUGUUAAACAUCAGAGGAUUCACACGGGGCAGAAACCGUAUAAAUGCCUGGCGUGUGGGAAGAGUUUUAGUCAAAGCACCAAUCUCAUUAGACAUCAGAGAAUCCAUACAGGGGAAGAAGCCCUGAAUUUAACUUCUUGUAAUGCAACAGUUACAUUCCAGCUUCAAAUGCCUGCCAUUUCUAAGGCUUAGAACUUUAGUCACAUGGAUAUUUUUUCAGCCGUCGCUCUUAUGUGGAG